UAAGCGCGCGCGUUCGCAGGACAACUUUGAAUUACGGAAACGACUGAAGUGAAGCAAAACUGUCAGUGAACUGUUUAUAUUCGGCAAACACGACGUGUCACCAUGCUUCAGGAUGUUAUGGACACGGGAGAGUCGAUGGUCAAAAUACUGAAAAGCAGCAAAGCUGACGAUGAAUUAAGAAAAGUGAGAGAAAAGCAGCAGUGUUUCUUUGAGCGACACUUGGACGUGAAGAAAACCAUCACACUGGUGUUAAACGGUGUAGUUCAGUGUGAAGAUGAGGUGAGCCAGAAGCUGCUGGACAUGGAGGGGCAGAAGAGCCAGGCAGAGCGGGAGCUGGACAGUCUGGAGCAGGAGCUGCAGCAGUGUACAGCAAGGAGCCAGAACAUGGACUCAGAACUACAGUUCCUGCAGAGGGAGUUGGAGAGUCUGCGUGACUCGGAGCAGGAGCUGCAGACCCUGCAGCAGGAGGUUGAUGAUGACACUACAGAAGUCAUCCCAUCAGCCAUAUACGUGGCCCAGUUGUACCACAAAGUGACCAGGAUCAAGUGGGAGUAUGACACGGAGCCACACAUUCUGAGAGGAGUGCACUAUGGAGCUGACCUGGCCACGCCAAUCAACAUAGACUCCUCUGUGUGGUCUCGGUGUUCAGUCAGUGAUGAGCUGUGGAACUUUGUCAGCACUGAAUGGUAGAAGAGAUCAAAGUGAAGUUGCCAUAUCUCUCCAGUAGUUGUUUGUCCUGUGGUUGGAUUGUCUGUUUAUGUGUUGUGUGUUGUAAUACAUUUGUUUUAUAAUAAGAUUGUAUUCCUUAUUGUUGGUAUUGACUUGCAUUACAUUUUGUUAUAUUGAAUAAAGCAGUUUUUCUAAGCAUUUCCUAGAAUACUUAUUUGGGUAGUAACCUAUAACCCUAGCUUUUAUUUGUAUCUACUUUCACCAUAGACAGUUUUUUUUAUAAAGACAAUCUUCUGCCAAUAGGUGUCAUUGCAAUCCCACUACUUUUUAAUAUGCUACUGAAAUUACUGUAUUGAAAAGUUGGGUGCUGAUCACCUUUUUAAUGCAAUAAAUGUCCAAUGUGAAGGUGUGUUUAGGCAACAGACAGUAUUCUGUACUGCAUUGCAGCAAUAAAAAUAAAAACAACUUUUUUUUGCAAGA
Molecule: messenger RNA, 1149 nt
Organism: Oncorhynchus nerka (sockeye salmon)
Lineage: Eukaryota; Metazoa; Chordata; Actinopteri; Salmoniformes; Salmonidae
Product: kinetochore protein Spc24-like
Exons: 6
Coding region: 103-690 (195 amino acids)
Biological process (GO): chromosome segregation
Cellular component (GO): Ndc80 complex
Molecular function (GO): microtubule binding
Source: RefSeq, a predicted model, not a curated record